AUGAAGAGGGGACGAAAUGCUGCUGCUGUUGCUGCAGCAGCAGCAGCAGCAGCAGCAGCAGCAGACCAGUCCGAGACCUCAGAGAUUCCCAGGUCGCUGCUGUCGAGAUGCAGCAGCAGGAGGAGCAGCUGCUUCUCAAGCAGCGAUGAACGCGCCAGCAGCAAGAGCAGCAGCAGCAACAGCAGCAGCAGCAGUAGCAGCAAUCAGAGCCUGCAUCAGGCCCUUGGUGGCUUUCUCCCAGUCAAGGGUGAGCAGUCGCUGCAGCAGCAGCAGCAGCCGCAGGAGCUGCAGCACGUAAAACGGCGUCGUGGGCGAGCUGCUGCUGCUGCUGCCUCGCGUCUUGCUGCAGAUCCUUCAGAUGCAGCAGCAGCAGCAGAUGCAGCAGCAGCAGCGCAGGAAUUGCCCUCUUGGCUGCAGCUGAUGCUAGGGACGUUCAAGUUGUACAUACACCGCAGCAUAUCCCUUGCUGCUGCUUUGCAGCGUUUAUCGGGUUUGCUGCAGCAAGCUGCUGCUGCAGGCUCCGUCUGCAAGCGCAGCCAGCGCAACAGAAGCAGCAACAGCAACAGUAGCAGCAGCAGCAGCAACCAAGAAGUGGAUUUGAACCAGUUCUCAGAGGCUGUCUUCCGUCUUUGCUGCCGCCUCUUGCUGCUGCUGCCGAGGAUGCCGCAGCGCGAGGGGCACCGCAUUGCUGCGCUUCCGCUGCAGCUGCUGCUGAGGACGGAUGAGCUUGCUGCUGCUGCUGCUGCUGCUGCGGGGGACACUCACAAAGCUGCCGGUGGUGCAGACGAGAACAACAACUCGCAGCAGCAGCAGCAGCAGCUGCAGCAGCAGCAACAAAUGCACAAGCAGGAAACCGACGAAGCCCCGGAGCAGCAGUAUCCGCUCCUACACGGGCUGUGGGGACGCUUGCUGCCGCUGUUGAUGGCAAAGCAGCGGCCGGUGAGGUUGGGCGCCGCAUGUUUGCUGCUGCAGCUGCAGCAGCUGCUGCAGCAGCAACAACAAACAGCAGAAUUGAGGCCAGCCCCAGGAUCUCUGCUGCAGCAGCACGUGCAGCAGUGUCUCGCCUUCAUGCAGCAAGGAAGAGACCCGCAGCAACGACAGUUUGCGCUGCUGCUGCUGGAGAAUCUGCAAACGGAACCAACAGUGAGGGCAGCAUUUCUUCAGUCUCUAACCGAUGAGUCACCUGCGGUGCGGCGUGUUGCUACGAAGCGGCUGCUGCUGCUACAGCACAAGCCGCAGCAGCAGCAGCAAGAGGCAGCAGAGCCGCAGCAAGCUGACCAACCAAAGCAGCAGGAGAAGCAGCAAGAGCAAAUGCAGCAGGAGCAGCAGGAGCAGCAGCAGCAGCAGCAGCAGCAGCAACAGCAAACAGAGACAGAAGAAGCACCUCAUGAGCUGCAGGCAAGGGCCUUUGAUGCAGCUGCUGAGGUGCGAGCGGCCCUCUACAGCAAACUCGCAACGGCUGAAGGCGCAGUGACACCGCAGAAGAGGACUGAGUUAAUAUUAGUUGGAUUAAACGACAGAGCAGCCUCCGUGAGGGGAAGCUGCCUCAAGAUGCUGCGCACGUGGGUGCAGCAGAGGGAUCUGCUGCUGCAGCAGCAGCAACAGCAACGGCAACAGCAGCAGCAGCAGCAAGAGCAGCAGCAGCAAUGCAAGCGGGAGGAGGAAGAGCAGCAGCAGCAGCAGGAUCAGCACGAGGACCAGAAAGCCGAAGAACAGCUGGUGCAGGAUCCUUUAGAGGACAAGAAGCAGCAGCAGCAGCAGGUGCAGCAGCAGCAAGAGCAGCAGGAACGGUUGCAGUUUGCUGCUGCAUGCGGCGGUCUUGUUGCUUUUAUUGAAGACAUGGGGGAGUGCCUCCCAGCAGCAGAAGGCGCAGUAGAGCUCGCAGUCAAGGAGCUCCUCUUGGCCUUUCCUAACGACAGUAAAACCCCUGCUGCUGCUGCUGCUGCUGCUGCGUCUGUAGCUGCUUGUGCUGCUGCUGCGUUUGUCGCUGUCGCUGCUGCUGCUGCUGCUGCGUCUAUCGUUGCUGUUGCCUCUGAGUAUGAUGGUGCUGCUGUUAGUGCUGGCGCAUAUCUCGCUGCCGGUGUUGGUUCUGUCUUGCUGCCGCUGUUCAUCAGGGCUGCUGCUGCUGCUGCUGUUGGUGCUGCUGCUGCGAAGUUUUUGUCUGCCGUUGUUUCCUGUGCUUUAAAGGCCGCCACAGCCUUUAGCCCAGCAGCAGGGAUUCGGCGGCUGCUGGAGCGGCGCGGGGCGAAGUGUUUGAGUGAAUUAACACCAGGGGCGGUCUUCCUUCUCCGGGUGUACGCGGAGCACCUGGCGACGCCCGCCGAACGGUGCAACAUAGACAUUUCGCAGUUGCAUGAGCUGUUGGUGCGGCUGCUGAAGGCAGCGCAGCAGGUGGAGCAGCAGCAGUUGCUGCUGCUGCAGCAGAUGGCGUCCGCUGCUGCACCCGAUGCAGCAUGCGAGGCUUCCUUACUCGAAGCCCAGAGAGAGGCUGAAAGCCACCAACUGACGCUGCUGGGGUGUGUCCGGCAGCUGCUGCUGCUGGCUUGCUGCUGCGGGAUUUCAUCCCCAGAUACAGACCGUCUCCUUGAAGAAGCAUGCGAGCUAACGCUGUCUUCCGCUCCCCUGGUGGAUGUGAGGCGGCUGUUGCUGGGCAAUUUGAGCCCCGCAGAGCAGAGCAUUUCCCCAUGGCCUGGCCGGAGCAGCAGCAGCAGCAGCAGCAGCAGCAGCAUCGCCACCCAAGGGGGCUAUUCUUUAUGGCCUGCAUACUGGCUGAGCAAUACAGCUGCUGCUGCGGCAGUGCAGCUGCUGCUGCAGCUGCAGCGCCGGCAACAUCCGCAGCAGGUGGAGGCCGAGUGCGGCCUCACAGCUAAAAUUUGUUCCUGUCUCGCCGAGCUGCACGAACCUCUUGAAACGGGUUCCGAUGAGGCCGUGCUGCAGGAGUUGUGUACUGGGAGUGAGGGGGACCCUUUUGGCUUCAGCCCUCGCCUCUGCAGCACGCAGGUGCUGCAGCAGCAGCAGCUGCUGCUGCAGCACCGGCUCGUGGCGCUGCAGCAGAAAGCAGUUGAGCUGGCAGAGCUGUUGCAACAGCAGCAGCAGCAGCAACAGCAACCCCGCAAGAAACAAAAGCAGCAAGGAGACAGUCAGGUGCUGCGGGCGCUGCAGCAGCAAAUCAGCAACAGCCAAGAGACCUACGGCCGCCUCGCGCCUAUCUAUCUCAUCAUAAGCAAUGAGUUGCACCAGCGCUGGCUGCGGGUGGUAUCGACUCUGGACGCAUACUUCGCCCGCAGCAGCAGCAGCCCCGAGGUAGAUGGGGCCCUCACGGAUCUUCCGGUGUCUCUGCUGCUGCCAGCGCUGCAGUUCUUCUGCAACGAUGAAGAAGGCAUUGCAGCGCGCUGCUGCUGCUGCAGCGAAUGCCUCGGAUCCAGCAGCAGCAGCAGCAGCAGCAACAACAACAACAGCCGGGCUGAAUGCUGGCAAAGGAGCAGCAAGACUUGGAGGGACUGUCUCUACAGGGUGCUGCCGCGGCAUGAACUCCACAAUGACCUGUGUGAAAUCCUUGUUUGCAAGAGCUUAGGGUGCUUCUGUCUCCGAAGCAGCAAAGAACAGGAGAUAGCAAAUCAGUUGCGGGCCUACAAGGCCACGCUGCUCACCUCUCUCGAACAAAUGCAGGCUGCUGCUGCUGCGCUGCAGCAGCUGCAGCACGAUAUGCAGCUCUUCCAGAUGCGCCACAACCACCACACACAGAGGGCGCAGCAUCUCCGCCAGGAGCUGCAGCAGCAGCAACAGCAGCAGCAACAGGAGCAGCUGCAGAAGCAGCUAGCCAAGGCAGACGCAGCGGCUGCUGAAGCAGCACAAAAAAUGCAGGAGGCAAUCGAACAGUCUAAACAACACGAGAGGGACUUCGCUGGGCACACGCAGCGCUGCGAACUCUAUGUUGCAUUUUUGGGGGAUUUGCUGCUAUGCCACCCGUCUAUGCUGCGCCGGGAAAUGGCUAAGCAGCAGCUGCAGCAGCAGCAGCAACUAGAGGAGCAGCAGGAGCAGCAACAGGGAGGGGAGGCAACAGCAACUGCAGCAGGAGAGUGCCUGCUGGACCUGCUGUGGAAGGUUGUCACUGCAACAGAAGCAGCAACAAAAAGGCUGCAAUCAUUUGCUCUUCGAGUUCUGAUGAAGUUGCUGCUGCUGGGCCUCGUUCUUCAGCAGCAGCAGCAGCGACACCAGCAGCUGCACCAAGAGCAGCAGCAGCAAGAGCAGCAGCAGCAAGAGCACCAGCAAGCGAUCUUGGCGGCAAGACUGGAAGUGCUGUUGGAGGCUCUUUACCUGCAGCCUGUGCUGCAGCACCAAUACAGAGAGCACGAAAAAUAUAUAAUGUCGCCAACACUUGUUGGGCUUUCAGCUGAAGACAAGAACAGCAUUGCUUGCUGCUUGUCUCUUUGCCUGUCUCCUUCUCUACCAGGGGGUCCUCAGGGGCCCCGUGCGACUGCCUUGGGGGCCCUUGCUGCUGCUACGCAGCAGCUGCUACGGCGGGGCCUUCGCGGAGUGUUUGAGCUGCAGCAGCUGCAGCAGCAACUGCAGCAGCAGCUGCAGCAGCAACGCAGUAAACGCGGUGACGAAGAUGUAGCCGUACAGGUUGCGGAUGCAGCUGCAGCUGCUGCAGCAGCAGCAGGAAAGCCCGAGGAGUUGGAGAGACUAGCAGCAGCAGCAGCAGGUGCUGCUGCUGCACCCCGAGCAGCAGAGAUGAGGGAUGCAGUUCCUGCUCUACCUCAGCUGCUGCGAGGGCUUCGCAAGCUGCUGCAGUUUUGCUUUGCAUCGCUGCAGCAGCUGGCAAAUGCAGAAGCAGCAGAUAGCCUCUCUAGACCUCAACAAAACGAUAUGACAGAACCAGAGGAAGACACUUGGUCUUGUGCUGCGUUUGUGGAGACACUCUUUCUGCUGCUGCUGCAGACGGAAGAAUUGCUGCAGCCCCUCUUGCUGCUGCAGCAAAGCACCAAAUUUCUUGAUUUAAUUCCGGCUGUCAUUGCUCUCUGGCUAGACCCUCCAGCAGCAGCAGCAGCAGCAGCAGGGAGCGCCCCCGAUUCGAGAGAGAGCAGCGCGCCCACCAGCGAGACGCAGCAGCAGCAGCAGCAGCAGUCUUUGUUUGAGCUCUACAGGAAGGCCAGCCCAGACACAGCUGAAUGCCUUUUGCUUGUUGCUCAGCGCAUUCUCAGAAAUGUUGUCGAGUUGGUUCGGGGGGCUCCGGGGCCCAUCGUUUCUAAGCGCUUGGCCCUGAAGGCGACUGAAGGAGCCUUGCAGCGUGUCAAUGCUGCUGCUGCUGCUGCCAGCAGCAGCAGCAGCGGUGGAGGCGUAGUCAAGACCGAGCCCUCAGCUGCUGCUGCAGCACCAGCCGACAGCAGCAAACACAGGAGGGCAGAAGCGCUGCAUGCGUCCCUCAAAGAAGCCAAUGAAGCCGUCUUGCUGAAACAGCAAGAGCAGCAGGAUAAUUCGCCAGAAUCUGCUCUUGUGACCUUCCCUUUGGUGCUGCUGGAGGCACAGCAGCGGCUGCUGCUGCAGCAAAAAGAGCUGCAGCGGGAAGAACAGCUGCUGCAGCGGGAGGAGCUCCAGCAGCAGCAGCAGCAGCAAGGCAAUCUGCGGCGCUCCGGCCGACUCCAGAACUCAGCCACCAGCCCCAGAGGAGCUCGCACUAGCCGCAGCAGCAGCAGCAGUAGCAGCAGCAGCGAAGAGGAUCCUAUCGAAGAGGUGGAGGCGGAUGUCCCCAAGCCCAAGACAAAGCAAGAAACUAAAAGGAGCUGCUGCAGUGCUAGACUUACCUCUUUCUGUGGCUGUGCAAUUCGCAGCAGCUGCAACAGCAGCAGCAAGAGCAGCAGCAAGAGCAGCAGCAAGCGACCGUCAGCGAACGGUUCUUCAGAUGAGUUCGAGUCAGCAAAGUCGUCAGACCGCAGCCCUUCGACUUGA
Messenger RNA from Eimeria acervulina, 5949 nucleotides. RefSeq lists its product as hypothetical. The record is from RefSeq and is a predicted model, not a curated record. Bases 1 to 5949 code for a protein of 1982 amino acids. The transcript is spliced from 17 exons. Gene Ontology annotation, biological process: positive regulation of DNA-templated transcription; chromatin remodeling; regulation of transcription by RNA polymerase II. Gene Ontology annotation, cellular component: brahma complex; SWI/SNF complex; nucleoplasm. Gene Ontology annotation, molecular function: nucleosome binding. Lineage: Eukaryota; Apicomplexa; Conoidasida; Eucoccidiorida; Eimeriidae.